ACUCUGUUUUCUUUAGUCCAUCAUCACAAUACACAAACCAUGGCCAAUAUUUCAUUCAUUCCACAAUAUGACCAAGCCUCAGAUUACUCACCAGAGUCAUCCUACUCAUGGGAUGAACUUCUUUUUCACCAUAAUUCAUCACUUCCUUUCAAUUUCAAUGAUUCUGAAGACAUGCUUGUUUUCGAUAUGUUAGCCACAACCAAUUAUAGUCCAUCAAUGGGUGACAAUUCGUCCGAAUCCAAUACUUCAACGACCGUAAUUGUUAAAGAAGAAGAAGUGACAUCCGAAUCCAAAAUUGUGAAACUUCAUAAAGAAAAGUCGUAUAGAGGAGUAAGAAGACGGCCGUGGGGUAAGUUUGCGGCCGAAAUAAGGGAUUCAACUAGGAAUGGAAUUAGAGUAUGGUUAGGGACAUUUGAUAGCGCCGAGGCGGCUGCUAUGGCUUAUGACCAAGCCGCAUUUUCAAUGAGAGGAAAUGCAGCGGUCUUGAACUUUCCAGUUGAGAGAGUGAAAGAAUCGUUAGAAGAAAUGAAUUACGGGUUUGUAGAAGGGUGUUCACCCGUUGUGACACUUAAGAAACGACAUUCUCAAAGGAAGAAACCAGUUAGAAAAAAUAAACCAAGUGUUGGUUCUAGCUCUACAAAGGUGGAACAAACGAAUAUGGUUGUUUUUGAGGAUUUGGGGGCGGAUUAUCUUGAAGAACUAUUAUCUUCAUCGGAUUGUAGUACAACAAUUUCUUGGUAAAUACAACUUACAAAUCUCUUGAGUUUAAAUCUUACGGUUGAAAACUGUUUAGAACCAAGUCGUUGUAGAUUUUUCACUGCCCUUAAUCUUUAGAUAUGGUCUUUAGAUAUGGUCAACCCCUUGUAGCCCACAAACCGUAAUGGUAUAUUGUUUUAUUCUGUUUUGUUUUGUUGUAAGAAUAUGAAUACAUAUUGUUUGUAUCUUCA
Molecule: messenger RNA, 947 nt
Organism: Erigeron canadensis
Lineage: Eukaryota; Viridiplantae; Streptophyta; Magnoliopsida; Asterales; Asteraceae
Product: ethylene-response factor C3-like
Exons: 1
Coding region: 40-741 (233 amino acids)
Biological process (GO): regulation of DNA-templated transcription; ethylene-activated signaling pathway
Molecular function (GO): DNA binding; DNA-binding transcription factor activity
Source: RefSeq, a predicted model, not a curated record